Molecule: messenger RNA, 3918 nt
Organism: Stylonychia lemnae
Lineage: Eukaryota; Ciliophora; Spirotrichea; Sporadotrichida; Oxytrichidae
Source: the annotation of a GenBank genome assembly
AUGUUCUCUUUGACUCCUAAAAAUUAAAAGAGACGCAGAAAAAAGAAAUACUCAGAUGCCAGAAUAAUCAAAUAAGGGAAAGGAGUACAACUGGUAGUUAGCAUGGGAGCACUGAUAGUGAAUACUAAAAAAUGGAAACUAUUCGGAGUGUCGAGACUGAUAAUGAAAACCCUCAGAUUCUCAAAAAGAAGUAACCUUCUCACUAAGUUAUAGAUUAUGAACAACAAAGGAUUUUAACAAGAUAAUAGUCAAUCAAGGAAAGCUUAAAAGGUGACUAAUAAGGAUCAAUUGCAUAAUUUUAUAUUCGUGACAUAAUACUUUCCAAGGUCUUCUAUUCAAAGAGAAUGUGGAGAAGAGAGAAAAUUGUUAGUCUAAAAAUAUUCAAAGUCCUUGCUAGACUAAGUAUGCUUAAGCAUCGAAAGUGAGGAAAUAAAUCCUUAUUCAUCUGACAAGAUUAUUUUCAAGAACUUAACUGAGGAUAGUGUAUUAUAGCAUGGUAAAGUAAGCUUAAAAGGAUAAUCUAGUUCACCAAACUAGUAAAAGAAAACUAUAAAAGUCUAGUUAUGCUCAUCUUUAUAAUUCAAGAAUCAAUAAUAAGAAUUCUUAAAAUUAGCCUAUGAUCAUAAUAAUGAGAUUUAAUCAUUAAAGAACUUUGAGUUCGAAGAUUAAUAAGACAAGGAGAAUUUAUGUUCUAAUAGGGACAAUCAAAAAUUGAAAAUAAAGGAAUCGAUCCCGUAACCGAUCGACUUUCUAGCUUUCUAAUCAAACAUCUGCAUAUGCAGGUCUAAGGGGAAAAUAGAAUUCAAUCUGAAUAUUCUAGCCCCCAAUAUAUCCUUUGAUUUUUAUCAAAUUAGUCAGAUUAAGAUUGCUUCAAACUAGUUUUUGCCUAGAGAAAUGAGGGAAUCUUCUGACAUAAAAGCUGGAUUUUUGUAAAUUGAUUCAGAAACAAAGGUUACACCAAUAAAUUUCAAUGAUUCAGAUAUUUUGAAAAAUGAAAUGGUGGGUAUUUGGCUUAGUAAUCUACCUGUUGAUGACAAAUAGACACCUCUAUAAAGAAUAAAAGACCCAUUAGUCUGGUCUGCAUGCUUAAAAUUUGUUAUGCUCUCAGAAAAGUUCAAUUAAGUAAAUAGUCCCUCUUCUGAUAAAAAUACUUUUCUGGUCAUUUUAUUUGAGUAGAAUUUUAGCAAAUCGUUAUGCUUUGAAUUCAAAAUUCUUAGGAAUGAGCCUGAUAAAUCUUACUUAAACAAUUGGAUGGUGAUGACUUUUUAUAAGAAAUUUAUGAGAUAAUCAUCUGAGCCAUAUUAUGACAAUUUUUAAUUAAGACCUCAAAUAUUUAAAAAAUAGACUUAAUUUGAAGCUGACAAAUUCAAAAUUUACACUUUCAACAAGUUUCUUUAAAAAUCAAAUGAAAUUUAAUAGUAGCAGUAAUAAGAUGAAUAGCAAAACUAGAUGCCUUAAAAAGAGAAUAAAAUAAUGGUAAGCCACUAAAAGACCUAGAGUGAGCAGAGAUCUAAAGUUCCACAAAAAAAUCCUACACAUUAAAGAUAAUUGGCUUAAUCAGCUAAAAGGCUUGAUAGAAACAAUAGAAGAGUAGAUAGCCUAAUGAACUAAAGCGAGCAAGACUCACUGCAAUAAAAUUCCACAAGUGCAGCAAAUUCUUAAAUUUCAAAUAGAAAAUCAUUAGAAAAAAGCAGAAAUCCUGGAGCAAUUUCCAGAAUAGCAAGAAGUAAUUCUCAAAAGGCUGUUAGCAGAGUCAAAGAAGUGGAAUCUGAUUUUGGGAUUAAAUAGGAACCUAAAACCCUUAAGAGGUCUGGAAGUGAGGUAAAAAUGAGCACAGAACAAGACUAGCACUCCAAUCAAAUAAACAAACUUAAAGGAAAAAUUAAAAUCAAAAGCUAGUCCUAGAAUUCUCUUUAGGAAAUUUCUUAAAGCGAGAAUUCUACUAAUAAGAACUCCUCUUUAAACGAUAAUAAUUAAUAGUCAGCAACAAACUUCAUCUAAAUGAUUGGAGGUGCUUCUUAAAGGUAGAAUUUGAACAUUGGUAGAUAUGUACCAACCUUGAAAAUGAUGAAUAUUCAAAGUAAUCAAUAACAUCAGAACUAGCAAUCUUAGAAUUUGUAAACUCCGCAAACAAAUAUCUAAAUCAAAUAAUCUCAAAUUUCUUCUAUUACUACUACUUCUCAAGUUUCUCCUUUUAUUAAGAAGGGAAACAUCAUGAGAUCAUCGAAUGAUAGAUAAAUAAAUAGUGUCUCAAGUUCAAAUUAAGUUUUUAGUCCUUGUAUGACUCUAGCUACUCCUUAAAAUAGAGAUUUUGACUUGAGGAGUUCUGCUAAAAGUUCAGUAUUAAGAGUUAAAGAUCACAAUAAGGCUGAUAAUUAAGAAAAUCCCUACUAAACAGAAGAGCCAUCAAGAAAUCCACUAACUUUUGUUAGGGGUUCCUUUACAGAAUUUUAAACGCCUAUCGUAGAUUCUAAAUUCAAUAAUCUCUAAAGCAAGGAUGUUAAGUUCUAAUCUGAAAUUUUCUAAUCUCAAGUAAAUACUUAAAUGAAUGAUGAAUUCAAUAUUCAAAAGAAAUUGAAAUUUGAGGAGUACAAGAAUGCUGAAAUAAACUAACAGAACGAUAAUCUGAUAUUUUAAAAUGAAGAUAUAGUUGAUUACAGCGAUGUAAUCGAGAAGACAAGAUCAUCUCCAACUACUAAAAAUAUUAUGAGAUCUCAAGCUAGAAGUAUUAAGGUUCUGUAGUAAUAGGUCAAUUAGCUUACUAAGAUUGUCCAAGAACUAACUACCAAAAGUGGAAAUGGAAACUCCUCAAAGAAUAGUAGCAGUAAUUCAAAUAGUGGUUACAGUAACUUAUUCUCAACAGGAGUUACCUAAAAAUCUAAAUCUAUAGAAAAAGAUGAAGGAGGCUUAAGUAAGGCAAACACUCUCGAUAAUAGAGUCCCUCCUAAAUCUGAUAUCAAUCAACCAUCAAACUAGAUAUAGUAAAAUCAAAUUUAAUAAUAACAACAAAACUAGUAAUAAUCUCCAGAAAAAUAAUAAAUAAAUGAGGAUAAAAUUAUAUAAGCGUUUGUAGACUUUUUAAGAUAAAGUCAGCAAACGAAUAAUGAAGUAAACUAAUUGUUUUCAAUAUAUGGAGGAAGUCAGGGUAAUAAUACUGAAAAUAGAAACAGUGUUGUAGGAGAUCCAAGAAAUCCUCAGCUUUCACAAUCGCAAUAAUUCAAUUUCGCAUCAGCAGCAAAAGGAGGCUCAAUUAAUAUAGCCCCUCCAAAGAUUUUAAGACCUAUGUCAGUGAGAUAGAAUUCAAAAGAGGAUAAAUAGCAGGCAACUCAAUUAAAUACUAACAAAAAUUCAUUUUCAGGAUUACUAAUGGGCGAUCAUGAACACUCACAGCAUAAUAUAAUCCUUGAUAAUUGCUAAGAGUCCCCAAUAAACCAUAAAAAUGCAACCACAUUUAUUGAUAAUCUAAAUAAUUCUCAAAAUUUCAGAGAAACUAGCAGUGGUAGUAUAAAAGAAGAGGAAAGUCAUUGCCUAAAGAAGCUGACUAGAGUGCUCUCAUAAAGAAUUGAGACUUAUGAAAAAUCUAAAGGAAGGAAAGCAAUACCACCACCUUUAAACUAUGUUUUAAAAUCUAAUCAAGUAUUUGAUAUGCAAACUAAACAAUAGGAUUAAGUCUAAGCGAGUUUAAAAUCUUCUGUUGGUCCUUAUCCCUUUAAUAACGCUGGAUUAGUAUUUGAAUUUGAAGAAAGCAUUGAUGAAGAAAGCAGCAUAGGUUCAAGAAUCAAUAAUCCAGCUUAACCUGUAAAUAAGUUUAAGAGGAAAAGUAAUGAAGGAGACCAAGCUGAUGAUGAAAAUGAAACCUAUAAAAGUAGUGAGAUUUCUCUCGCUUAAAAUAAGAAUAAAAUUCCUCGAAACCUUUGA